AGAUUGCGCCACUGCACUCCAGUCUGGGCGACAGAGCGAGACUCCGUCUUAAAAAAAAAAAAAAAUCUACUCCCUCAUGCUGUCUGCUUGUGAUCAUCUAGAGGGAAUAUGUAUGAUCAAAGUAAUGUACUACUGGGCACAGUGCCUGGCACAUUGAGAGCACAAAUGUUAGUAGUACUAUCCUUUUUGUAGAAGUUCUACACCGUUUGGCCCCUGCCAAUCUCUUGCCGCUCUAUCCAGUAUUCUUGGCUUUUGCCUGCAAUUUGCCCUCCCCUGUCCUGAGCCACCAACUUUGUCUUUCAAGACAGGUAGAGGGUCACCUGCUGAGAAGCCCAUUCACAUUCUCACUUCUAUCUAAAAAUCUCCCCAGUAACUGUACUACAGAUAAACUUCAUGGCACAGGUUUGAUGCCUGACUUAUCUGUACAUCUCUAAUAGCAACAUCCCCAUCAAGGCCUGGCAGGCUUAUAGCAAACCAACCCCUAAUAAUGUUGGGUGAACAAAGGAGAAUACAUGUAUGCUUUUUUGGUGGUGUCUGUGUGUGUGUGAUUGUGGUGAGUCCAAGUCUUCAUGUGCAGCUCACAGUGUCUCCAGUUGUGUGUGUGAUGAGGGCUUGUUUCCAGGUGUGUCAGAUGGUGACUGAGUGUGGGACUCUUAUCUCUGACAGUUUGUGUCUAAAUCCAAGAUGAGUGCAUGCCUGCGUGGGUCUGUGACAGUGCAUCUGUGGUUUCUGUCUGAUGGGGUGGAUGUCCGUUUGUGUUCCUGCAACAGAUUCUGGGUAGCUAUUUCUGGACAGUUUGUUCCAUUGAUAAGCUGCAUGUGUCAUGGUGUAUGUGUGUCUGUGUCUGAACAGGUCUAUCCAUGUCUGCUUUUGUGACACUGCCACAAAUGUGACUCUAUCACAUCAGUACAUGUCUGCCUUCAGAGCAGUGCAUGUGUGUUCCUGGAGCAUCUGUGUAUCUUCUGUGACAGACUCUGCGUCUCUCAUUUCUGGGACAGUACAAGUCUUGCUGUGACAGUGCAUGUCUGAUGGUGACAGUGUGUUUGUGACAGGUUCUGCCAGUGUGUUUGACGGGACAUUUCUGUGUUAUCACAUGGCAAAUGUAGGUCUGCGUGAGUGCCUUUCUGUAACAGUGUAUCUCUGGGUGUCAUUCCAGGACAUAACUAUUUUUCUGACAGUGUGCCUGCCUGAAAGUGUAUGUCAGUCUCUGGCUGCAUGUGUAUCUAGGUCGUUUCUGUGAAUGUGUCUGACAGUAUGUGUUUGUGUAUAUCCUGGCAUUCAUGUUGUCUUUGGAGUGCAUUUUUCUUCCUGGGGUGUGGCGCCUUCUCUGGCUGUUUUUCACAAAUUUGUGUCAGGGUUGCCACUUGUCUAGCAGCCUCUAUCAUGUUUCUCAGUCCUUGCCUCUCUCAACUCCAAGUGCAGCCCAUGCCACCACCACUCUGGGCUCACCCCCAUCCCCCAAGAACCACCCUCUGCUGUUCUAGAUUCUAGACCUGCUGACUGGGCCCAGGGCUCAGGGUUAAAAGCUCCAAUAAACACUCCCCAGGCAAUGCUGCCUUUGACCAUUGCGCACCCGUGGCGUUGAUGGUGUGGGUUCCCCCUCCCUGGCUACCAGAUAUUUCCAGGACCCUGGCCUCAGCUUUCCAGUGAAGGCCGCCUGGAAGACUCCGGUGAAGGAGUCCGACAAGCACCUUUCGAGACGGGGUCCUGGAUAGAUUCUUAGAAGCCUGGCCUGGCGCUAUCUCUGUGCUAAUAUCCAGGCAGCGGCGGCAAACCAACUUCCCAGGAAAGGAUACUGCGCAGUUAUUUUUUAAGUGUAAAUACACACACCGACACCACUACCAACAACAACCCCGCGCAACAACCAAAACAAGCGCGGUGCCGCAAAGGGAUUCCCAGAACCGGUUUCCUCUUGGUGUGAGCCCCACCUCAAGCCCCCUCAUUUACAUGCAGGCCCCGCCUCCUCGGAAGAACCGAGCGUGUAUUUGCAUAAGGGGGCACUUGAAACGAUGAGGGUGGUAUGCAAAUAAGGAGUGGCUCCGAUUGGCUGUGGUACAGCAGGUGCCGCGUCCGGAUUGAUCAAAGCCAGGUGGGCGGGGCUGUCGCCCAGGGUGACUCUCCCGGGAGGCGCGUGCCCAGGCUCAGUAGCAUUGGGGCUGGCGCGCGCGGCGAAUCUUAACGCUGCGCCGUCUGCGGGCGCUUCCGGACCACCAGUUUCUCUGCCUUCCACCCUGGCGCCCCCCAGCCCUGGCUCCCCAGCUGCGCUGCCCCGGGCGUCCACGCCCUGCGGGCUUAGCGGAUUCAGUGGACUCAAUCUGCGCAGCGCCACCUCCAUGUUGACUAAGCCUCUGCAGGGGCCUCCUGCGCCCCCCGUGACCCCCACGCCGCCGCCAGGAGGCAAGGAUCGGGAAGCGUUCGAGGCCGAGUACCGACUCGGCCCCCUCCUGGGUAAGGGGGGCUUUGGCACCGUCUUCGCAGGACACCGCCUCACAGAUCGACUCCAGGUGGCCAUCAAAGUGAUUCCCCGGAAUCGUGUGCUGGGCUGGUCCCCCUUGUCAGACUCAGUCACAUGCCCACUCGAAGUGGCACUGCUAUGGAAAGUGGGUGCAGGCGGUGGGCACCCUGGCGUGAUCCGCCUGCUUGACUGGUUUGAGACACAAGAGGGCUUCAUGCUGGUCCUCGAGCGGCCUUUGCCUGCCCAGGAUCUCUUUGACUAUAUCACAGAGAAGGGCCCGCUGGGUGAAGGCCCAAGCCGCUGCUUCUUUGGUCAAGUAGUGGCAGCCAUCCAGCAUUGCCAUGCCCGUGGAGUUGUCCAUCGUGACAUCAAGGAUGAGAACAUCCUGAUAGACCUACGCCGUGGCUGUGCCAAACUCAUUGAUUUUGGUUCUGGUGCCCUGCUCCAUGAUGAACCCUACACUGACUUUGAUGGGACAAGGGUGUACAGUCCCCCAGAGUGGAUCUCUCGACACCAGUACCAUGCACUCCCAGCCACUGUCUGGUCACUGGGUAUCCUCCUCUAUGACAUGGUGUGUGGGGACAUUCCCUUCGAGAGGGACCAGGAGAUUCUGGAAGCUGAGCUCCACUUCCCUGCUCAUGUCUCCCCAGACUGCUGUGCCCUAAUCCGCCGGUGCCUGGCCCCCAAACCUUCUUCCCGACCCUCACUGGAAGAGAUCCUGCUGGACCCCUGGAUGCAAACACCAGCCGAGGAUGCACCCCUCAACCCCCCCAAAGGAGGCCCCGCCCCUUUGGCCUGGUCCUUGCUACCCUAAGCCUGGCCUGGUCUGGCCCCCAGUGGUCGGAAGAGCCAUCCCAUGGCCAUGUCACAGGGAUAGACGGACAUUUGUUGACUUGGUUUUACAGGUCAUUACCGGUUAUUAAAGUCCAGUAUUACUAAGGUAAGGGAUUGAGGAUCAGGGGUUAGAAGACAUAAACCAAGUCUGCCCAGUUCCCUUCCCAAUCCUACAAAGGAGCCUUCCUCCCAGAACCUGUGGUCCCUGAUUCUGGAGGGGGAAGUUCUUGCUUCUCAUUUUGCUAAGGAAGUUUAUUUCAGUGAAGUUGUUCCCAUUCUGAGCCCCAGGACUCUUAUUCUGAUGACGUGUCACCCCCACAUUGGCACCUCCUACUACCACCACACAAACUUAGUUCAUAUGCUCUUACUUGGGCAAGGGUGCUUUCCUUCCAAUACCCCAAUUGCUUUUAUUUUAGUAAAGGGACCCUUUCCCCUAGCCUAGGGUCCCAUAUUGGGUCAAGCUGCUUACCUGCCUCAGCCCAGGAGUCCUUAUUCUGGGGGAGGUAAUGCCCUGCUGUUACCCAAGGCUUUUUUUUUUUUUUCCUUUUUUUUUUUUUGGGUGAGGGGACCCUACUCUUAUCCCAAGUGCUCUUAUUCUGGUGAGAAGAACCUUACUUCCAUAAUUUGGGAAGGAAUGGAAGAUGGACACCACCGGACGCCACCAGACACUAGGAUGGGAUGGAUGGUUUUUUGGGGGAUGGGCUAGGGGAAAUAAGGCUUGCUGUUUGUUCUCCUGGGGCGCCCCCCUCCAACUUUUGCAGAUUCUUGCAACCUCCUCCUGAGCCGGGAUUGUCCAGUUGCUAAAAUGUAAAUAAUCACGUAUUGUGGGGAGGGGAGUUCCAAGUGUGACCUCCUCUCUUCUCCCCCUGCCUGGAUUAUUUAAAAAGCCAUGUGUGGAAACCCACUAUUUAAUAAAAGUAAUAGAAUCAGAAGCGGCUG
Messenger RNA from Cercocebus atys (sooty mangabey), 4228 nucleotides. RefSeq names its product Pim-2 proto-oncogene, serine/threonine kinase (gene PIM2). The coding region runs from base 2334 to 3269 and encodes 311 amino acids. Gene Ontology annotation, cellular component: cytoplasm. The record is from RefSeq and is a predicted model, not a curated record. Gene Ontology annotation, biological process: negative regulation of apoptotic process; regulation of mitotic cell cycle; protein autophosphorylation. NCBI's taxonomy places the organism in Eukaryota, Metazoa, Chordata, Mammalia, Primates, Cercopithecidae. The transcript has 6 exons. Gene Ontology annotation, molecular function: protein serine/threonine kinase activity; ATP binding.